Molecule: messenger RNA, 1815 nt
Organism: Spodoptera littoralis (African cotton leafworm)
Lineage: Eukaryota; Metazoa; Arthropoda; Insecta; Lepidoptera; Noctuidae
Source: the annotation of a GenBank genome assembly
AUGAAGACUGUCUUACUCCUUGUCGGGCUCGUCGCCCUGGUGAUGGGCAGCGUCCCACACCACCAUGACAUCAAAUUGAAGGCUGUGGAAUCCAAAUUCGUUGAGUACCAGAAGAAGAUUUUGGCACUUUUCGAACACUUCAAUCAGCCGGAUUACUAUUCUGACUAUUACAAAGUUGGCAAGGACUAUGAUAUCGAAGCAAACCUUCAGAACUACUCGAACAAACAAGCCGUCGAAGAGUUCUUGCUGCUGUAUAGAACUGGAACUCUGCCUAAAUACUACAAGUUUUCCAUCUUCUACGAACGGAUGAGGGAUGAAGCCAUCGCUCUGUUCCACGUCUUGUACUAUGCCAAGGACUUUGAAACCUUCUACAAAACUGCAGCCUGGGCUAAGGUCUACAUGAACGAAGAACAGUUCUUUUACGCAUACUACAUCGCUAUCGUCCAAAGAAAAGAUACUGCUGGCAUUGUUCUCCCGGCACCUUAUGAAGUCUAUCCUCAGUUCUUUAUGAACAAAGACGUUCAGUCUAGGUUAUAUUCCGUAAAAAUGCAAAAUGGCUUUAUAAAUGAAAAAGUUGCUGCCCAAUACGGUAUGGUGAAGGAAAACAACAACUACAUCAUCUACGCAAACUACUCCACCUCCUUGAGUUACCCGAACAAGGAACAGAAACUGUCGUACUUCACUGAAGAUAUCGGCUUGAACUCGUACUACUUCUACUUCCACUCACAGAUGCCUUUCUGGUGGAAGUCUGAAAAAUGGAGUGUAUUGAAGGACCGUCUCGGUGAAGUUUUCUUCUACUACUACCAACAACUUUUGGCUCGUUACUAUUUGGAACGUCUCCCCCAUGGCUUGGGUGAAAUUCCUGAAUUCUCGUGGUACUCUAACUUCAAGUCUGGAUACUACCCACAAUUGUAUUCAGUUGCCUCUCCUUUCGUACAGAGAAGCAACGAUUACAAUCUCCACAAUGAAAAGAAUUACGAAUACAUUCGUUUCCUGGACACUUACGAGAAGACAUUCUUCCAAUUCUUGCAGAAGGCUGAAUUUAAAUCUCCCGAGAAAGAAAUGAACUACGUCGGCAACUACUGGCACGUUAAGAUCAACGACGUACAAGUCGGCGAACUAGUUACCUACUUCGACUACUUCGACUAUAAUGCCACCAGCAGCGCCUACUACAGUAAGGAAGAACUCAAAGCCUAUCCGGUGAAUUACAUUGUCCGUCAACCACGACUCAACCACAAACCUUUCAGCGUUAAACUUGAUGUUAAGUCUGAUGUGGCGUCAGAUGCCGUCUUCAAGAUCUUCAUUGGACCUAAAUACCACGCCAAUGGCUACCCGGUUAACAUCGAGGAUGACUGGAUGAAGUUCUACGAACUGGACUGGUUCGUGCAAAAACUUGUGCCUGGUGAGAACAAGAUCGAACGCAAAUCAAGUGAGUUUGUGCUUUUCAAGGAUGACUCUGUUCCCAUCAACGAGAUCUACGAAUGGUUGGAGCAAGGAAAGGUACCAUAUGACAUGUCAGUUCAGCCCGACAACAUGCCGAGGAGGCUAAUGCUGCCCAAGGGUACCCGUGGCGGUUUUCCAUUCCAGCUGUUUGUGUUCGCCUACCCGUACAACAGUGUUAAGAAGGGAGAGAAUGUAUUUGAGAGUUACAUCUUGGACAACAAACCCUUCGGAUAUCCAUUCGACCGCCCCGUGCGCGAGGCUUACUUCAGACAACCGAAUGUUUUCUUCAAGGAUGUCAGAGUCUACCAUAAGGACUCAUAUUAUCCUUAUCAGCUUAAUGUUCCUUCCUAUUUCUUGCAGAAGAAGAUAUAA